GUUGGCUGAAUGCGAUGGCGGACUGCUAUGUCCCCAGACCUUACCAGAGAUCGAAGGGAGAAAGUCAUUGAAUUUGCACCGGAACCGUUAUAUCGUAAUCAAACCACCUGUUAUAGGGCGGGAGGAUUCUUUUCUGCCAUCCCUCUUAAGAAUAGUAUGGGACAGAGUUAAUUUGGAGUACGUUAUUUUGGACAAGACAGAGUGCGCUAGUGCAGGCUGCCGCAUGCGAGCCAGCAAGUUGACAGAUAUAACAAAACUCGAGUCAACAGGGGACAGUCCUAAAAGGAAUUACGGAGGUUGAAGAUAUAGCUGCUACAACAAAAUGAAAUUCGCGGAGCACCUUUCGUCUCAUAUUACUCCGGAAUGGAGGAAACAGUACCUUCAAUAUGAGGCGUUCAAGAGUAUGUUGUAUGCAGCCCAGGACCAGGCCCCAUCCAUAGAAGUCACAGAUGAAGACACUGUCAAGAGAUACUACGCCAAGUUUGAGGAGAAGUUUUUCCAGAACUGUGAGAAAGAGCUUCUGAAGAUCAACACAUUCUAUUCAGAGAAACUUGCUGAAGCACAGAGGCGUUUCGCCACCCUGCAGAAUGAGCUGCAGUCGUCUCUGGAUGCGCAGCGGGAGAGCAAUGCCCCAGGCCUCCGCAAACGCAAGACAGUGUUCCACCUGUCCCAGGAGGAACGCUGCAAACACCGCAACAUCAAGGACCUGCAGCUGGCCUUCUCCGAGUUCUACCUCAGCCUCAUCCUGCUGCAGAACUACCAGAAUCUGAACUUCACAGGUUUCCGUAAAAUCCUGAAGAAGCAUGAUAAGAUCCUGGAGACCCCCCGCGGGGCUGACUGGCGUGUGGCCCAUGUGGAGGUGGCCCCUUUCUACACCUGUAAGAAGAUCACUCAGCUCAUCUCUGAGACAGAGGCUUUGGUGACCACAGAGCUGGAGGGAGGGGACCGUCAGAAAGCCAUGAAGAGGCUGAGAGUGCCUCCACUGGGGGCAGCACAGCCUGCUCUAGCCUGGACUACCUUCCGCGUUGGCCUCUACUGUGGGGUCUUCAUAGUCCUCGCUAUCUCCUUCCUCCUCACUGGUGCUGUACUCAUCCGGUAUGAGAACGUGUGGCCUCUGGUGCGUAUCUACCGAGGUGGCUUCCUGCUGAUUGAAUUCCUCUUCCUGUUGGGCAUUAACACCUACGGCUGGCGCCAGGCGGGGGUCAACCACGUGCUCAUCUUCGAGUUGAACCCUCGCAGCAACCUCUCCCACCAGCACCUGUUUGAGAUUGCUGGUUUCCUGGGGGUGCUGUGGUGUUUGAGCAUCCUGUCCUGUCUGUACUCUGAGUACACCAUGCUGCCCAUGCAGGUCAACCCUCUCAUCCUCUACGGCUUCAUGCUCCUCUUCCUCAUCAACCCCUUCAAGACUGGCUACUACAAGUCCCGCUUCUGGCUGCUCAAACUGCUGUUCCGUGUGUUCACGGCGCCGUUCCACCGCGUGGAGUUUGCAGACUUCUGGCUGGCCGACCAGCUCAACUCUCUGGUGAUUGUACUGAUGGACCUGGAGUAUCUCAUCUGCUUCUACAGCUUUGAGCUCAAAUGGACCGACCGCAAAGGCCUCCUGCCCAUGUUCAACGGUGAUUACACGUGCCAUAGUUACUCCUACGGUCUCCGUGCCAUCAUCCAGUGUCUUCCCGCUUGGUUCCGUUUCGUGCAGUGCCUCCGUCGGUACCGAGACACCAAGCGAGCUUUCCCUCACCUUGUCAACGCUGGCAAAUACUCCACCACUUUCUUUGUGGUCACCUUCGCCGCACUCUACAGCACCCACAAAGAACAAAAGCAUUCUGAUGCAGACAUGUUCUUCUACCUGCUGGUGGUGUUCUCAGCCGUCAGCUCCCUGUACACUCUGAUCUGGGACCUGAAGAUGGACUGGGGCCUGUUUGACCGUGGAGCAGGAGAGAACACCUUCCUCAGGGAGGAGAUCGUCUACCCACAGAAAGCAUACUACUACUGUGCCAUCAUAGAGGACGUGAUCCUGCGUUUCGCCUGGACCAUCCAGAUCUCCCUCACCACCAUGACCAACAUCCCCUCUGUGGGAGACAUUGUGGGCACAGUGCUGGCGCCUCUAGAGGUGUUCAGGCGUUUUGUCUGGAACUUCUUCCGUCUGGAGAACGAGCACCUGAAUAACUGUGGUGAGUUCCGUGCCGUGAGGGACAUCUCAGUGGCUCCGCUGAAUGCUGACGACCAGACACUGCUGGAGCAGAUGAUGGACCAGGAGGACGGAGUCAGGAACCGCCAGGGCAAGAAGAGCUGGAAGCGCAGCUACAGCCUGUCUCUACGACGCCCUCUGAUGUCCUCUCAAUCAUCCAAGAAGGACACCAAGGUGUUGAUAGAGGAUACGGAUGAUGAGACCUUCAGCUGAGCCCAGGGCACCAGCUCUACACCCCCAGUGAUCUUAUCACUCCAUCACAGAGCUGCCUCACCACACACACACAUCGGCAGACAUAGGCAGACAGACAGACAAGACAGACAAGACAAGACAGACAGACAAGACAGACAAGACAGACAAGACAGACAGACAGACAGACAGACAGACAGACAGACAGACAGAAACUAAUACAUACAUGCAGAGACACACACAACAAUUAACUUACUCAAGCACAAUCUCAGUGUAUGAUAUUGGUAUAGAUGAGUUGGAAUUACACACACAGUUCUGUUGUUCAGACCAAGAGGGAUACAGACAGGAACAUAUUGGAGAAAAAAACACCCAGACCUGGGAUUUUCCAAUGAGUACUUUUAUUUAACAGACUCCUUUAGUUUCUUUUCUUUAUGUUAAUACUUUUUAGUUUGUAUAUUUGUUUUUGUAGUUCUUUGCCAUUUUUAAAGCUGUAAUAAUAGAGAAUAAACAACUGUUUACAUGCAUUUAGUAUAUCAGGAUCAACAGGGAUAAGACAUAUUAAUCAAAAAGACUAAUAAUAAUAACCAACCCGAGCAUGGACUCUGCAACAUUAACCACAGCACAUUAACCACAUCAACUGGUUUCAACCUGUUGCUUCUUUUUCUACUCUGCGUUUUGGGUUGAUUUUUUUUAUUGAGUUGUAAUAAUGAAGUCGGUGUAAAACCCAGGCGGCACUUGCAGGAAAAGUGCAUUUCAUACAAACAAACCAAAACAACUUGUACAAAAAUAUCAUUUGACCAUAUGAGUCUGUUAAAAUUGCUUUGUAUAUUUGUUAAUGUGCGUUAUGUGGAUGUCAGAACUAUUAUGUACCCCAUGUAUUAUAUAGAAGAAUGACAAUAGCUUGAGCAUCUGUGCAAUGAUAUUGAUGUGUUUCUCAAUGGUGGGAAUGUUGUUAGACUUGUGCCAUGCUUUCUAGAAGCCGUUGUUGUCGAAGAGUACAAACUCUUCAGGUGGCUCAUUCUCCCUCUCAUACAAGCUUGGCCCACAGAUCAGUUAGUCCGCAACAUGUUACAACUUCAAAGUUAUCUAAUUAGCUCAUGGCAAGUGCCCUACACGUGCAAAACUGUACUUUGCUUUUCUGCCAAACGUGUUAUUUUAAUUAGUGUCGUUUGCUGGCGUAUCAUCAACCAUCUAGCUAGCCUGAGAAGAAUGGUCUGCUCUGUGCGGCGGUGGAGGAGUUGAGAAGACUGAGUGAGCGGUUUUUCCAUUUUUCUGCCCUUUAGGAAAACGAUCCCAUUCUCUUUUGAUCAGUCAACAACUGAAACGGCACUGUGACUGUUUUUCUAUUGCAGUGUUUUCUACUGAUGGUGUGGGGCACUUUGCGUCUGUUCUGUUGUUUUGCUAUC
Oncorhynchus masou masou (cherry salmon) is the source of this 3783-nucleotide messenger RNA. RefSeq names its product xenotropic and polytropic retrovirus receptor 1 homolog. Gene Ontology annotation, biological process: cellular response to phosphate starvation; phosphate ion transport. The transcript has 15 exons. Gene Ontology annotation, molecular function: inositol hexakisphosphate binding. The record is from RefSeq and is a predicted model, not a curated record. Gene Ontology annotation, cellular component: Golgi apparatus; cytoplasm; plasma membrane. Bases 323 to 2401 code for a protein of 692 amino acids. Lineage: Eukaryota; Metazoa; Chordata; Actinopteri; Salmoniformes; Salmonidae.